AUGGCACGUACCAAGCAGACGGCACGAAAAUCUACAGGGAGGCAAGGCCCCCAGAAAACAGCUCGCUACCAAGCUGCUCGUAAAAGCGCACCAGCCACGGGUGGCGUUAAGAAACCGCAUAGAUACAGGCCAGGAACUGUCGCCCUCCGUGAAAUUCGGAGAUACCAGAAGAGCACUGAGCUUCUCAUCAGGAAGCUGCCAUUCCAGCGCUUGGUCCGGGAAAUCGCUCAGGAUUUUAAGACCGACUUGCGUUUUCCAGAGUUCAGCUGUCAUGGCUUUACAGGAAGCAAGCGAAGCUUACCUUUACUACUGACUGAACUUAUAACAUGUCUGGGACGUGGCAAAGGAGGAAAAGGUCUUGGAAAAGGAGGCGCUAAGCGACACAGAAAAGUCUUGAGAGACAACAUCCAGGGUAUCACCAAGCCAGCCAUACGCCGUCUUGCUCGCCGUGGUGGUGUCAAACGUAUUUCCGGUCUCAUCUACGAGGAAACUCGUGGAGUUCAUAAGGUUUUCUUGGAGAACGUGAUCCGAGAUGCUGUAACCUACACGGAGCAUGCCUAG
Saccostrea echinata is the source of this 561-nucleotide messenger RNA. RefSeq lists its product as uncharacterized. Gene Ontology annotation, cellular component: nucleosome. Gene Ontology annotation, biological process: nucleosome assembly. NCBI's taxonomy places the organism in Eukaryota, Metazoa, Mollusca, Bivalvia, Ostreida, Ostreidae. The record is from RefSeq and is a predicted model, not a curated record. The transcript is spliced from 2 exons. The coding region runs from base 1 to 561 and encodes 186 amino acids. Gene Ontology annotation, molecular function: structural constituent of chromatin; DNA binding; protein heterodimerization activity.